This is a messenger RNA of Pneumocystis carinii B80, 405 nucleotides long. Its product is annotated as thioredoxin. Lineage: Eukaryota; Fungi; Ascomycota; Pneumocystomycetes; Pneumocystales; Pneumocystaceae. Gene Ontology annotation, molecular function: protein-disulfide reductase activity. The transcript is spliced from 5 exons. The record is from RefSeq and is a predicted model, not a curated record. The coding region runs from base 48 to 359 and encodes 103 amino acids.
UUUUAAAAAGACCAAGCUUAUAUUCAAAUCUUCGUCAAUACAUAAAAAUGGUUCAUACUAUUUCAUCUAGUGCAGAAUUUAAAACGAAAAUUAGUGUCAAUUCAUUAACAGUUGUUGAUUUUUUUGCAACUUGGUGUGGUCCUUGCAGAGCAAUUGCUCCUAAAAUUGAUGAAUUAUCGGAGAAAUAUAGUAAUGUUGCUUUUUUAAAAGUAGAUGUGGAUCAAUAUAAUGAUCUUGCAUCUGAAUAUGGUAUUACAGCAAUGCCUACAUUUAUUUUUUUUAAAGCAGGAACCAAAGUUGCAGAAGUUGUAGGCGCUUCAUCCAGCAAAGUAGAAGAAACUAUUAAGGCUUAUUUAUAAAAUAUUGAAAAUAUCAAUAUUUUAUAAUAAGGCCAGAACUUAUUUU